Messenger RNA from Sardina pilchardus (European sardine), 1013 nucleotides. RefSeq names its product PABPN1 like, cytoplasmic (gene pabpn1l). The record is from RefSeq and is a predicted model, not a curated record. The transcript is spliced from 7 exons. Gene Ontology annotation, cellular component: nucleus. Lineage: Eukaryota; Metazoa; Chordata; Actinopteri; Clupeiformes; Clupeidae. The coding region runs from base 197 to 781 and encodes 194 amino acids. Gene Ontology annotation, molecular function: poly(A) binding.
UUGAUAAGUCGUCAUCCUUACCUGCGUGACGGAUAACUGAUUUUCAUCCGCGUGUUUUCAUUGUGGUCCUAAGUUAAGUGUAACUCACUGGUUCAAGUCUAUCGAAAAAAUCGCUCACAGCUUUAAAAGGGAAGGAAUAGAGUACUUUAAAACUAAUAUCUGAGGGGUAUGGUUUUGAUGUUGAUUGUCCUCUGAUAUGGCUGAUACACGUGGGCGACUAGAGACGGAGAUAUUUGCCAACCAAUGGAGCUCAAAUCCUGAGCUUGAAGCAAUCAAGGCGAGAGUACUGGAGUUGGAGGAGGAAGCUGACAAGCUUAGGGAAGUUCAGUCUUUGGCAGAACGGCAGCUCAUGUACAAUCCCCUCGCAGCGCUGUUUUACCACAUGAGUCACGAGGAGAGAAUUGAUGCUGACAACAGAUCAGUUUAUGUUGGAAAUGUGGACUAUGGUGCAACUGCGGCUGAGUUGAAGGUCUAUUUCAGUGGUUGUGGUUCUGUUAAUAGGGUGACCAUUCUAUGUGACCGAGUCACUGGUCACCCAAAAGGCUUUGCAUACAUAGAAUUCUCAGAAAGGGACUCUGUGGGGACUGCGAUGACCUUGGAUAAUACUUUAUUCAGGGGUAGAGUCAUAAAGGUUUCGCCCAAAAGGACCAACAUACCAGGCAUCACCAACAGAGGGGGCCAGCGGGGUCGGCCAUGGGCCCGUGGCAACAGGUUCAACAAUGGGUUUCAGGGUCGCUUCAGGGGAAACGGAAGAAUCCAGCCUUGGUCUGACCAUUAUUAAUUUUGAAUUAGAGUAUGGUUUCUUUUAAUUUUUAUUUAAUUUUAUUUAUUACUAUGGGAAUUGUGUGAGCAAUUUGACCGUGUAAUAUUAUAAUUUGGAAGUCUUGGCUUUUUACUUUAAUAUGGAUUUUAUGUGUUUAUUUCCUAAACAAAUGGCACUUGAAUUGAAUUUUGUAGAAAUGUUUGUUUCUGUGAAUUUUCUUACAACUGGAAAAAUAAAUAUCAUUAUUUGA